UGCACCAAACUUUAUCAUUUACUUUAAGAAAUUUCAAUAUCCCACAGUUGUUUAUAUGCACAUUAACUUCGCCAAUUGUUCCCUGCAACUUCCAUCUCAACAGGAUGAAUUCAAAUUCAGUAAUUUGGUCUCUUCUUUUAGCUUCUGUUCUCAUCUCUCUCAUUAGUGUCAAUGCACAAGGACCUGCCGCAUCACCGGCAACAUCUCCGCCUGCAACACCCGCUGCUACUCCUCCAACCACAGCUGCUACGCCUCCAACCACUACUACUCCUGCUCCAACUACCACUGCUCCGCCUCCAACCACCGCUGCUCCACCCAUUCCAGCUACUAAGCCACCAGAAUCUCCGGUUACACCACCGCCAGCAGUUACUCCAAUUUCAUCACCGGCUCCAAAAGUUGCACCAGUAAGCAGCCCCACAACUCCGCCUCCACAACCACCCCAAAGCCCACCCGUUUCAGCUCCAACUGUCUCACCACCACCUGUGUCACCACCUCCAGCUCCGGCUUCUCCCCCACCGGCACCAGCUUCACCACCACCGGCACCAGCAUCUCCACCUCCCGCACCAGCUUCACCACCACCUGCACCAGCUUCAUCACCUCCAGCACAAGCUCCUACACCAAUAAGUUUACCACCAACCCCAGCACCGGCUCCUGCCAAGCACAAGAGAAAGCACAAACACAAAAGGCAUCACCAUGCCCCAGCUCCAGCACCAACUCCCCCGAGCCCUCCAUCUCCUCCAGUUGUAACAGAUUCCCAAGACACAGCUCCAGCACCAUCGCCAGACACGAAUGGAGGAAAUGCCUUGAAUCAGCUAAAAGGAAGAGUAGGAAAGUGGGUCAAUACCGCAGUGGGAAUUCUCUGUCUACUGGCUAUGACAGCUUAAACUUUUCUAUCUCAUGAUAUCACAAAUGUAUCAACCCGAGCAGCUACAUUUCCCCCCCAUGUAUACCAACACAUUGAUUCAAAAAUAAUAUAUUCUUUUGUAUUAUUUGUGGAAAA
Camelina sativa (false flax) is the source of this 1000-nucleotide messenger RNA. RefSeq names its product lysine-rich arabinogalactan protein 19. Gene Ontology annotation, cellular component: plasma membrane. NCBI's taxonomy places the organism in Eukaryota, Viridiplantae, Streptophyta, Magnoliopsida, Brassicales, Brassicaceae. The record is from RefSeq and is a predicted model, not a curated record.